GGCGGUCGAGUGAAGUCAUCUGAUUUGAGAAGUCCCCACGUCUUGUUUCUCAAUUUGUCAUACCAGCCAGAAAAAUAUAAAUCAUGGAAUCUUGAUAUGAGAUAUUUUCACAUCACUAUAUCUUUCUGAUCGAACUUAGCCUCUUCGUUUUGCUGUUGUUCCCGCAUGAACUCUUCUAUAAACUAGACGGGCAAUUAUAUGAUGGUUCUACAAUGUUAACGGUCUAUCCGCCGGUAGCUGUCAGCAACUGCCUGCCAUUUCUGGGCUGUAACACGCUGCAUGAUGCUUCUCCCUGCAAGAAUACUCAUGUUAAUUCCUUGACUAGCAUUGCAACUUCUCCUAGCCCUUUACAUGGUCCCUGUAAUAAUGUAGUUCGCAGGGAGACCUCUCCCUUUUCAUGGAAAAGCCGUAAUCAACUUGACACUCAUGCUUUUUCACACAGAGUGCCUGCUAAGAAAUGGCUGUGCCAAUCUCAUGAUGCUAUUUCACCGGAUGAUGAGUAUCGUUCAUCGCGCAACAUAGCAAUCAGCUUGUUCAGACGAUAUCGGAAUGCCAUUGAGCGUGGCGGAGGUGACACCCUAAAAGAAUUCAUUAGUGCAGGCGUAAAUGCAUAUGCACUAGGCUGCACUGAUGAAGGAAUAAGGAAAGAACUCAUUGCUUUGAAGGAAUCCGGUACUGAAAUUGGAGCGAUGCAAAGUUACGGUGGAGGCACCAGUCUGAAGUCCAAGAUUUUCUCAGAGGAGGUAAACGAGUGUAUUCUGUGGCUGAGCAUUAUAUUCAUCACGAUAUUGUGCACACCGCAACCAACCAUAGUAAGAUGGUCAGCUACACCACCAGUUUCUGAUGAAAUACAGCUUCAAUGGAAAGGAUUCUGUGCUCUUAUAGCAAAUGCAUAUUUUGGAAGGGGAAUGGCAUGGCUUCCAGUGAAGACUCUUCAGCUAGAGCAAAUGGCAGUCGUGGGACGUGCAGAGGAGCCAUCAGUAGUAGCCAGCCGAAUGCGACUAGUUUUUAGCACAUUAGAGGUAGUAAGUCAACAAUGGCCAACUGUCUAGCAGCAUGCUACAAUAUCAACAAUAACUUUUCCCCUAUUUGGCCUAUGGUUUAAUUUGAUAAUUGUAAAUUAUCAUUUAUAUAAUAUUAAUCAACUUUCAUGGGAAAGUUUCCUGUAAUCUGUCAUGGCUGCGGUAUUAUCAAUGGUUUAUAUUGCUGUUGUCCCCGUAA
Mangifera indica (mango) is the source of this 1221-nucleotide messenger RNA. RefSeq lists its product as uncharacterized. Bases 213 to 1052 code for a protein of 279 amino acids. The record is from RefSeq and is a predicted model, not a curated record. The transcript is spliced from 8 exons. NCBI's taxonomy places the organism in Eukaryota, Viridiplantae, Streptophyta, Magnoliopsida, Sapindales, Anacardiaceae.